Molecule: messenger RNA, 1636 nt
Organism: Oryza sativa Japonica Group (Japanese rice)
Lineage: Eukaryota; Viridiplantae; Streptophyta; Magnoliopsida; Poales; Poaceae
Source: RefSeq, a predicted model, not a curated record
AUGUCACAGAGGCGCGCCUUACCCGUGUCUCCGGAGAGUGGAGUGGAGAAGAAGAACUGAAGAAGCCGUUCGUUCUGGAGCGCGCCGCCAUCCGCUCGAACCUUUCCCCUCUUUGCCUUGCGCACCAAGUAUGGAUAUUGGGGGUACCCUCUCGAUCUUCUCGUCGCUGGCAAUGUGGGUUGCGUAGUCACAUGUUUCUCGAUCUCGUUGUGUCUCAGGUUUUUUUUCUUGAGGAGUUAGAUUGAGCAGGAGAAGAGCCGCGGCCGGUGUGGAUUUUUGUGUUGGUCGGUCGCGAGGAUCGAUGGCGGCGGGGGAAGGAGACGUGGGGAUGGAGGUGGAGACGAAGGCGCCAGCGAUGCCGCCGCCGCCGCCGGCGUCGUCGAGCGCGGCCAGGAAGAAGAAGCAAGCUCGCGCGAAGAACGGCGACACGCCUGAGCCUGACGCCGCCGGCGGUGCCCGUGCCCGGGCGUCUCGGCGAGCGAAACGGGGACCGGGCAGCUACCGCGGCGUGCGGCAGCGCCGGUGGGGCAAGUGGGUCUCGGAGAUCCGCGAGCCCAACCGCGGGAAGCGGCACUGGCUGGGCACCUUCGGCAGCGCCGUCGACGCCGCCCUCGCCUACGACAAGGCCGCCGCGUCCAUCCUCGGUCCCCGCGCGGUCCUCAACUUCCCGGCAUUCAGCCCUCCUGCCGCCGCCAUCGCCGCGCCGGAGCAAUGCGAACCCCCGUUCUGUUCUCCUGCCACCACCGCCGCCGCCACUGCGCCGGAGCAACGCCAAACCCCGGGCUGUUCUCCUGCAGCCGUCGCCGGCAGCGGCGGCGGCGCAGUGUUCGAGGAGCGUGACGUGAAGCCGGUGGUGUUGCCGUUGCCGUUGCCGGCCAUACUCCAGGAUGGCGGCGGCACGGAGGCAAUGGCGCAGCAUUGGGAUUGGGAGUGGGACGCGUCUUGGCCUGAGCUGGAGAUGUUCGAGUGUCUGGAUGACAUCGCCAUGUACCUCGACGUCGACGCUGUGAUGACGACUCGGGAUUGCAAGGUUGAGGAGCUCGACGCCGACAUCGUCGACUCGCCGCUGUGGACACUGUCGGACUGAAAUGGCAAAUGUGGCAGCCAUCUAGACAGGUUUCUUUUGGUGAGAGAUUUUCCAGUAGAUGAGUUAGCUUUCGUUUUGCUUAGCUGAUAGCCAUGUAGACCGUUAACAACGCUUAUAUGUAGUUUACUAAUAUAUUAUUAGUCUUCAUUUUGCAUUAGGAAAAAGUAUAACUGAUAGCAUUCAAAUGUAAAUAGUAGAACUGAAACCAAAAUACUACUAUAUUUAUCCGGAGAGAAUUGCACUUUGGACUACUUUUACUCUUAAAGAGUUUUACAUCGAAUCACCUUUAAUCAAAUCAUUUUUACUUUAGGCUAACUAAAUUUGUCUUUGUUGCGAUCUGGAUUACCCCAUAUCACUUCUUCAGCAUAUCAAUAAACUUGAGCACAUCAGAUCCAAGAAGCCAACAAACUCCCCUCACCUAUGAAGUAGGUUGCCAGUAUUAGGAUCCUAGUAUCAUUUUGCUUAAAGUAGUAUCGUAUCGUAGUAUUGGAAUACUAUAUAAGAUUUUCUUCUUUUUUUAAGUUUAAUUAAUAUUUAUAUUAAUUACAU